AUGGGAAACUGUUUAGUAAUGGAGAAGAAAGUGAUAAAGAUAGUGAGAAACGAUGGGAAGGUACUUGAAUAUAGAGAACCCACUACUGUUCAUCACAUCCUUACGCAGUUCUCUGGCCACUCUCUCUUUGACACCAACAACACAUGUCACCUUCUUCCCGAUGCUAAGCUUCUCUCUGGUCGUCUCUACUAUCUUGUCCCUACAACAAUGAAAAAGAAAAAGACCAAGAGAGUGACGUUUGCAGAUCCUGAGGUGGAAGAAGAUGAGAGAUUACUAUCUGACACUGGUGAAAGCAACAGCAACACUGAUGAUGAUGCCAAUAAGAACGUGAGUGUAAUGAGAAUGAAGAUCGUUGUGAGCAAGCAAGAGCUGGAGAAGCUACUCCAAGGAGGGUCGGUUCAUGAGAUGAUGUACGAGACUAUGGAGAAACGAAUUUUGCAUACUGAUGAUGAUGAUAAUCUUGAAUGUAAUAGAGGUUGUUGA
This is a messenger RNA of Eruca vesicaria subsp. sativa (arugula), 483 nucleotides long. NCBI's taxonomy places the organism in Eukaryota, Viridiplantae, Streptophyta, Magnoliopsida, Brassicales, Brassicaceae. The record is from the annotation of a GenBank genome assembly.